Molecule: messenger RNA, 4134 nt
Organism: Talaromyces amestolkiae
Lineage: Eukaryota; Fungi; Ascomycota; Eurotiomycetes; Eurotiales; Trichocomaceae
Exons: 7
Coding region: 1-4134 (1377 amino acids)
Biological process (GO): molybdopterin cofactor metabolic process
Molecular function (GO): molybdenum cofactor sulfurtransferase activity
Source: RefSeq, a predicted model, not a curated record
AUGUACGAAAUCAACAAGAUUCGUAGAAAAGAGUAUCCCAGCCUCAACAAAACAUGCUAUCUUGACUACGGCGGUGCAACACCAUAUGCCAAAUCACUCAUCGAUGUUUCAGCAAAGCUGUGGAAAACAGAUCUCUUUGGUAAUCCACACUCGAAAUCUGCCUCUUCCUUGCGCGCCACGGAAUACGUGAAUAAGGCCCGACGGCGUGUGCUUGAAUUCUUCCAUGCAGACCCCGAUGAUUUCGAUGUCGUGUUCGUCGCCAAUGCUACAGCAGCAAUAAAAUUGGUUGGCUACUGCUUUCAAGAAAGGGGGUUCUGGUAUGGAUAUCACACCGAUGCUCAUACAAGUCUUGUCGGUGUUCGAGAACUGGCCGAUAAAGGAUACCACUGCUUCUCUUCGGAUAAGGAAUUGAAUCAAUGGAUCGAAUCCUCCAAGGGUGAAGCCGAUGAGACCUAUCUUCCCGUUGACUUCGACGGCCGGGUCAUAGACAACGGAUUAAACAAGCUGAUUGGAUAUCCGGCUCAAUCUAAUAUGAACGGUCAUCGUACACCAAAGCACUGGGCACAGCGCAUGCGUCAAAAAAGCUAUACGACCGCUGGACGUCUAUACACUCUGCUGGAUGCUGCCGCCUAUUGCUCUUCGGCGCAACUUGAUUUAUCCGACCCAGAUGCUGCACCUGACUUCAUUAGUGUUAGUUUCUACAAGAUUUUUGGUAUGCCAGACCUGGGAGCUCUGAUAGUGCGUAGAAAAUCAAGCGAAAUUUUAACGUCCCGCCAGUACUUUGGUGGCGGCACGGUUGAUAUGGUCACAGCAUUCGGUCAGUUUCAUGCUAAAAAGUCUGAUCAUAUUCAUGAGGCUCUAGAGGAUGGUACCUUACCGUUCCACAAUCUUUUGAUGCUCAACACAGGUAUUGUAAUACAUCGACGACUAUUCCAUUCAAUGGAGGAAAUAUCGAAGCAUGCAUCUCAACUUGCGUUCCAACUUUACACAGACUUAUCGCGGCUACAACAUGCAAAUGGCCGAAUGGUAUGCGAGAUCUACAAGGACGCGAGUAGCAAAUACGGAGACAGUGAAACACAAGGCCCAACUGUUGCAUUCACGAUUCGCAAGUCAAAUGGCGCAUGGGUGCACUAUGAUCAUGUGGAAGCUCUUGCCAGCGCGUGCAACAUCCAGAUCCGUGCCGGUGGUGUGUGUAACCCCGGCGGCAUCGCGGAACAUCUGGAACUGGCUUCUUGGGAAUUGAGACGCAACUACAGUGAGGGCUAUCGUUGUGGUGAGCCUUUCAAGGUCCGCGGGGGAAAGCCAUCAGGUAUCGUCAGAGCAAGUCUGGGCGCUAUGUCCAAUAAACGUGACAUUGAAAACCUUGUCGCUUUCGUGAAGUACUUCUUUAUAAGCAAUGAUCAUCAAGAAGGUAGUCACGACAUCACUCCAGAAACUUCUGAGAAGGGUCAACGCCAGUGGUCGGUUAGGAAAAUGCAAAUCUUCCCAAUACGGCACUGCCCUUCAUGUAUUGUGCCCAUUUCAUCUGCAUGGGAGAUAGACCAUUCUCGGUUGGCAUUGGAUAAUGGGUGGUGUCUCGUGAAUCUGGAAACCGAUGAAGUCCUCAGAGAUGGUAGGAUAGCAAGCGAUCUUAUGGUUCGGAUAGACAUCGAAUUAGGUCGACUACGUCUAGAAACGCCGUCGAAUCCACUGUCUACUUUUGAACUCGAUCUAUGGGAAUUACCUAUGGGAAAGUGGGUUACAGACUCUCUAGAGCAAACUCCACAUGGGACGUAUAGGUUGGCUCGAAGCUUUGUGUCGAAAGAUCUUGAGGAGUUUCUUACCCUAGCUCUCGGGCAGCCAAUGACGCUCGCUCGGUUCUAUGAGAUAAAUGGAGAACUCCCCGUUGAUCUCUGCGUCGAAAAACUCGAUGUUCUUUCAUCUUCCGAAGGAAUAAUCAUUCAGUUCUCGGGUGACGUCCCGCACAGAAAGGUACACAUUCUGUUGGAACCCACAUCAAAUCUGACCUCGAAAGCUUCACCACCGCAAAGGCUUCGAUUUGGCAAUCAGCGUCUCUUCCGUUUGCCUUGGACUGGGGAAGACAGUGACACGGCCCGAUAUUGCCGUGUCCCGGAUGUGGUUGAAGACAUACCGGCCCAAAAUACAGCAAUUAAUCCCACUGACUUGGUUAUGGAGUCUCGUGUUCACCCGCAUCUCCCGCUGAAACAUACAACUGCAUACUUUGACUUCCGCAAGAAUGACCUGGUGAUGGUUCGUGACGAAGGCUGCGGUUCAGAAGUUAUUUUCCGACAGCAUACAGUAGCCGUCAUGCCGGACGACAAGUUCAUAUUCGUAAAUGCUCCGACGAUCAUUAACGCCGGUCCGCGAGAUGCUCGGCGGCAGUUGCGCUCUCAGUUGAUGCGUCGGGUUUACCUGAAGAAGUACAAGGUUUCUCCAUCAACAGUUGAAGAUGAUGGCGUUAGCGUGGCCGAGAGAGACUCGUCCAGUAGCCCGGAACAAUGUCAUUGUUCGUUUCCUUCAGUAAGUUCCAGAAUGAGCCCACCAGACGACACCCAGCACGAAAGAAGCAAGGCAGGAAAGAAAACGAGAAACGGAAAAUCCAGAAUCCCUUCUCAAUCCAAAUUGCCCACUCCGCCUAUAGACGACGAUGAAGUGGUGGAGGUGUGCGAGAGCUGUGGUGGUCUAUGUCAUAGUUUGAAACAAGGUCCACGCAACAGGCGUACAGAGCCGACGCCUAAAGAACACAUGCAAGGAGACAAACGAAUUAUGAAUGGCGACCCAAAGAUGACUCUUGGAGUCUCCAUAAUCAAUCCCUUCGAACAGAAGUUCUCCAAUCAGAAAGACUGCCCAAACAGUAAUGCGUUGAUACAACACUUCGCCCAAACUCUCAUUCCUACUCUGCGAAGUGGUCAGGCUUACAAUCAAAAAGUGUUCACCGAUUCAUCGGUGCAUUUGGACAAACUUAUGUUGUGGAACGGAGUGGAUUCGGAUCAUGGCCGUCGGGAACUGGAACAAUCACACUAUAGAUACAACGCCCUACGCGAGUUGCGCCGAGCCGUAGUAGGCCCUAAAAUCGGUACCCCGGAAUUUGAUGGUAUUCUUUUGAGCAUUUGCUUGCUCGCAGUCAGCGAUCCGAUGGGCGAACUUCCUCCGAGUAUCAACAAGAUGGACUACAAUCCUUUUCAUCAUGUCUUGCAACCGUUGGGAGGCUUGAAUAUCUAUGGCUACCAGCCUAUACACCCUGUACAUUGGAAAGGGUUGUUAACUCUGAUAGACCAGCAUGGCGGGKUUAAUCAGAUUCAGCUAUUUGGUGCGAAGUGGAAAAUUUCUUAUACGGCCUUGAAGUAUGCUUUACAUACCUCCACGAAACCAGUCUUCCCUAUCUGCGAUCAUCUAGGGACGUUAUUGAUUGAUCAAGAACCACUAAACAUUCUUGGACUAUCCCCUUCUGACUUGCCACCUCUUACUGGAACUGGAUUCUCGAACCUGGAAACCUUUUCAAUCCAUGAAUCAGUCCAACAAGUAUUUGUGGAAAUCAGUCAAGUGGCGCAAGGCAUGAACAUAUUGAUGCCUCAACACGAAAAUAGAGACUUGAAAGAUUGCAUGGCUGAUGCUCGAAACCUUGUUCAAUAUCGAUUUCAAAAUCUUCCUACCUUGACUAAUGAUCCUUCUCUUAUCGUGGACUUAUCAUUACUUGAGGGAAGCAAACAAUCAACCGCCUAUGCGAGGAGUAUCAUGGAGGCGGCCUCCACUGUUUACGGGAUGUGCUGGCUUGUUGCGUAUUUAUUCACGACUCACGUCACGUUUCCUGUCCCAUCUUCUCGUCGCUUUCGCCUGAAGACAGUCUACCAAAUUCGGGAUGCUAUCAGCAAUUGCGGGUAUGCUCUGCAACAUAAUACAUGGAUUCUGAAACUGCAGUUAUGGUCUGUUGUUAUUGCUGGCAUUGCUACCGAAGACAUCGACGCCGAGCUCCGACAAUGGAUGGCCCUCAAGGCUCGUGAUCUGUGUACAAAGCUGUGUCUGCAACGAUGGGACGAGGUAGUUGAUGUCAUGACCUCUUUUGCCUGGAUGGAGGUAGCCUGUACACGCGGAGCAAGGAAAUUUUGGGCGCAGGUGCAAAGUAACGAUGGCUGA